Molecule: messenger RNA, 1569 nt
Organism: Westerdykella ornata
Lineage: Eukaryota; Fungi; Ascomycota; Dothideomycetes; Pleosporales; Sporormiaceae
Exons: 3
Coding region: 1-1569 (522 amino acids)
Source: RefSeq, a predicted model, not a curated record
AUGCUACCUUCGAAGGACAACAACACCUUGUCGGCGGUUGGUUCGCAAGAUGACUCCCCAACAAACGGACAAGACGAGCGUUUUAACGACGUAGAUGGAUCUGAGCAUGUGUCGUGGAGGGAACAAGCGUUUGCGGAUCUGAAGGCCUCCCGCCAUCGAAAUACCUACAUCGGCGCUCUCAUCUUCAACCUCUGCGCCUUCACACUGCCCGCCCUCUACGGCACGCUCUCCAAGCUAUGGGUCGCCAACAUCGACUCCUCCAUGGUUGUAACCACCGAUACUUACACCUACAUUGGCGUGGUCGCAGAGGUUUUGAACGAGGGUUUACCACGUGCUUCCUACCUCAUCAUCGGCGACAAAUCUAACCGCACACUGCGUGAACGCGUCCAGCUCACACACACACUCAUUCUCUUCCAGGCUGUUCUCGGUCUGAUCAUGAGCAUUGCAUUUGCGGCGGGAGCUUCGACGUUCGCGCAGGGUUUUGUACCGAUCGAAGUCAGGGAAGUAAGCGUCACAUAUGUUCGCAUAUCGGCUUUCUCUGCAUUCACUUCUGCGGUGGAGUACGUAGUCAAUGCUUCUACGCGCGCCCUGGACAAACCAGACGUACCACUCAUCAUCAGCUCAGUCAAGUUCGCCGUCAACAUUAUCCUCGAUCUCAUCAUCAUCUCAAGGUUUCAUGUCGGUGGUAUUACUCCAACGGUUAAUAUGCAGGCCGGGAUUUCACUUGCUUGGCUAGCCUACUUUCUGUCCACCACUACGAUCUCCAGUGCCAACUCCGCUCUCCACAACAACAUCUCCGCCCGCAAAACCACACCGUCACUACCCGCCCUUAUCACUCUCUCCAAACCCGGCUUCAUCUUCUUCCUCGAAUCCGCCGUCCGCAAUGCCCUGUACCUCUGGCUCGUUCACGGCAUCGUCAGCCUGGGAAGCGACUACGCCACAGCCUGGGGUGUCUUCUCCACCAUCCGUUGGGGUCUCAUCAUGGUACCAGUGAUGGCGCUCGAAGCCACGGCGUUGACCUUUGUGGGUCAUUCGUGGGGCAAGUUCCGCGCCUGGCUGCAACUGGGCUCGCAAGCGACUCCGCCAUCUCUCAAACCGCGGGUUUCGGCGCGACAACUCUGGGACGUAGUGCGCUGGGCAUGCUACUCCGUCGUCGCAGUCCUAGUCGUCGAGAUUCCGCUGUGCCUCCUCAUGUCUUUCCUCGGCGCUCGACCGUUUGCGAGGUACCUUUCGGGCUCCGAAGACGUCGCGCGGAUAGCAGCACAUAUGUGGCGGACCAUCGAUUGGUGCUACGUUUUCUACGGAGUCUCGACACAGAUGGCAGCUGUGCUCGUGGCUACGCGGCCGCAUUGGUACCUGUACCAGUCUCUCACGUCGAAUCUGCUAUAUGUGUUGCCAUGGGCGAUUGUCUGCCAGGUGCUCAACUUGAAUGUUGGCGAUGCUUGGACGUACCAUAGCCUGGUCUUUGGAGGCAGCCUGGUCUUUUCGUUCCUUGCGGUGCUGGUGGUGAUUGGCGUGUGGACGGUCAGGUUGAGGAGAGGGAAGAUGCGGGCGGAUAGGCUGUGGUAG